AUGACUCUACCACCAGAUUUAAUCGAAGCGAUCGUGGAUGAUCUGGCCUUACAAAAAGACACCCCCGCACUUAAGGCAUGCGCUUUAACUUCCAAAUUCAUGAAUUUUUGCAGUCGGAAGCAUCUCUUCUCUGCCAUACAUAUGGGCGCCAUUCCAAGCCAGGACCGUCGCCUCGGAGACACACCAAGGAUAGAACAGCUGGUUUCUUUGUUAACUCACAGUCCAGAGAUCGCCGAUUGCAUUAAAGAGUUCUCCUGGAAACUUUGGCGCCAGGACUACAGGGACCAAACGGCGCCCAUCGUCUUGAGAAACCUCACAAACAUUCGGUCUUUAACCCUAGCUGGAUUGGCCCAGUUCAGGCCAUGGAAGGAUGUGCCGGUACGAUUCCAGGAAGCAAUGGCCCACUUGAUCCAACUACCGAGUGUGACGAAACUAGUCCUUAAAUCGUGCCGCAACAUUCCCAUGCCUCUCUUCAUGUCCUGUCCCAAUCUCACCCAAUUGAAGCUGGAAGACGUAGAGCUCCAGGAUACAGAUGAUCUCAUCAACUUGUUCCCGAACCAAGUUCCAUCCAACCCCUCUCGCGUCAAAAAGUUCUCCUUUACAAAUGGCAGUCCCGCCUCCUUGGAAAAAUUGCUUCAGGCCAGAAGACCCGAUUCUCUUCCCUUUUUCGAUUUCAGCGACCUUCUUCACCUGUCACUUGUCUCUUACGGCGAGAUAGGGAAUUUGGCAGAGAUGACAUUGAAGGAGACGAAAAAACUUACUUCCUAUACAUGUCAAGUUAAAGGGUCAGCUACCGGAACGAGCCAAAUCAUACACCCUCAGCAUCUUUCAACAACCCUAAAAUGCCUCAAGAUAAAACUCACGGGUACAGCGGUGCUGCCUGGACUUUUCCAGGAGCUUAAAACGCUGGUCGGGCUGAACGUCCUCGAGGAAUUGAAGUUGAUCUUUGAGAUAAAGCCUCAGGAUUGCACAGUUGGCGAGGAAUGGCGGGGACUGGACGAAAUGCUGACACCGUCCAACUUCCCACAUCUGCGUCGAGUCAAGAUAAGCAUCAAGGGCCUUCGCAUUUCAAAGGCAUUGAAGGGGGAGCUAUUGGGAAUCCCAAAAAUUUAUCUUCUCCGCUUGGGUGCAAACGCUUCUGUCACGCUCCUUUUCUCCGUUUCUGAAACGGUUCAGCGGUAG
Messenger RNA from Laccaria bicolor S238N-H82, 1182 nucleotides. RefSeq lists its product as uncharacterized. The record is from RefSeq and is a predicted model, not a curated record. Bases 1 to 1182 code for a protein of 393 amino acids. The transcript has 2 exons. NCBI's taxonomy places the organism in Eukaryota, Fungi, Basidiomycota, Agaricomycetes, Agaricales, Hydnangiaceae.